This is a messenger RNA of Neodiprion virginianus, 2841 nucleotides long. It is a transcript of the gene Snx17, whose product is annotated as sorting nexin-17. The transcript is spliced from 9 exons. Lineage: Eukaryota; Metazoa; Arthropoda; Insecta; Hymenoptera; Diprionidae. The coding region runs from base 256 to 1698 and encodes 480 amino acids. Gene Ontology annotation, cellular component: early endosome. Gene Ontology annotation, biological process: intracellular protein transport. Gene Ontology annotation, molecular function: phosphatidylinositol binding. The record is from RefSeq and is a predicted model, not a curated record.
UCAUGCAUGUAUUCGUGUUAGGAUUCAUGUGUACAUGCAUGCGUGCAAUUGCAUGAAUGCACAGCAUUAUGGGCUGUCAUCUAAUCAGCUGUUGAAUCAACUUUUCACCUAAUCCAGGUGUAAAAAAAUUUGUGAAAAAUACUCGACACACGGAACCUGAAGGUAAUAUUAUGGCAGUUUCUCGAAAUGUCAGUACGUAAAGGAAUAUUAGACACAUGUUCUAUAGUAUAAUAAAAGAUCAUAUAAUCAUCAAGCAUGCAUUUCUCAAUACCGGAUACCCAGGAAUUCAUUGACGAGAGUGGGAAUGCGUAUCUGGGAUAUAACAUACAUAUCAAUGGAUUAUUUCACUGCACUGUAAGGUAUAAGCAACUGUUGAACCUACAUGUGCAACUAGGAAAAGAGCUUGACGUUGUGCUUCCUGAAUUUCCGCCAAAAAAGUUAUUCCCAUUGACAGUAAAUCAGCAGGAGGAAAGACGUGCUCUUUUGGAAAAAUAUAUUCAAACAAUUGGGCAAAAUUCUGCUAUAAACAGUUCUGAAUUGCUUAAUGGAUUUCUAUUACAUGCUCAACAAGAAACGGCAGGAGAACAUUCUGGAGUAGAAAAUUUAGAUAUUUUUCUGAUUAAUGGGCAGAAAAUUACAAUAUCUGCCUCACCCGGAGAAAACUCGGAACAAAUUUUAAUGAAAUUCUGCCGUUUAAUUGAAUUGCAUGAAAAGUAUGCUUGCUACUUUGCAUUGUUUCUUAUGCAUCAAGAAGAAGACGAUAGUAACAUAAAUGUGCUACGAAAGUUGCAAAACUUUGAGUCUCCUCUCGUCACUCACAAGAGUAUACCUCUUAUUAGCGUCAAGAUAGUGCUGGCUAAAAGCUACUGGAACCCUGCCUAUGACGAAGAAUUGAUGCAGGAUAAAGUUGCUCUAAAUCUGCUCUAUGUUCAAACAGCAUCAGAAAUAGACAGAGGAUGGAUUUCUGUUCCCAAUGAAUCAAGAGAUCGCCUUGCUAGCAUACGAGCUAGAAGCAAUAAAAAGGAGUACAUGAAACUGGCCAGAUCUUUUAAAUACUACGGAUAUGUUCAGUUUGCUGCGUGUCUCAGUGACUAUCCUGAACCACGAACAAGGGUUUUGGUAUCCAUUGGUAAAAACGAACUUAAUUUACGAAUUUAUCAAGAAGGUGAAGAGGAAUGUGAAGCUACAUUCGAAGUUACUAGAAUGCGUUGUUGGCGCAUCACUACACUGCACAAUACUGCAGAAAAACAUGAAGAUGAAGAAUAUAGCCUUGAGUUAUCCUUUGAAUAUCUGAUGUCUAAAAACCAGUUGCAAUGGAUUACAAUUUCAUCGGAACAAGCUAUCCUCAUGUCUGUUUGUUUACAAGCUAUGAUCGACGAGUUGCUGAUAAAAAGUAUUGGCGGAAAUAAAAACCAGGAAAAAUCAUCAAAAACUUGGACGUAUAUGAGAAGAGAUGGUAACAGUCAAGUCAUAGCGACAUCUCCUUCUACGGACAGUAUUAAUAAAACAGACCAGGAAAGCGAGCAUCAAUCUAUGCCAACAAAAGCUGAACCAAUUAUGCGAAAAAUAACUGAGAGAUUAUCAGCAGUAACUGUGAAGAAAUCCGAUGGGAUAAAGAGAUCAACAAAUGUUUUGAACAAAGGAGACGGCUCAACUGAAAAUAAUGCAUUCCAUAUGAUUGGAGACGAUGAUCUUUGAACAUCUAUAACAUUCCGGUUGGAAUAAGAAUGGGUGAUAUUCUAUGCAGCUUUUAAUGAACUGAUACUCAAUAUUGAUGAUCUUUGAACAUCUAUAACAUUCCUGUUGGAAUAAGAAUGGUUGAUAUUCUAUGCAGCUUCUAAUGAACUGAUACUCAAUACUAACAGGUUUGGAAUUCAUUUUAAACUGUGUUAUUAAACGGGGGAAGGUUUUCAUAUUGUACAUCAUUGAUGAGCCAAAAUGAUAUUGCCAAAUCGAAUUGUACAAGUAUUCGACAUAUUAGCAUUAUUAGAGUGGCACUCUUUUUCACAUUAUGCUAUAUUUAAGUUCACGAUCUCACCAAAGAAUGAUGUUUUUGUUAUCCCAAUUUAAAACUUUAUGUUUGAUAAACAAGUACGGAUUUGCAAGUAAUCAAACAAGUCAAAAAGUAGAGAAUCUUGUUACUUGCAUAUUUUGACUCUCAGGCAAAAAUCAUAUUAGGUUUUCAUCUAUUUUCGUGAUUUAAAACAUAUAAGUAAUAUAAAUUAUUUAAAAAGUCAAUUAAUUUCACGCAUCAACAUCAACGAUUUUGAUGAACUUAAUUAGUAGGAGAGGUAUUUCGUUUCUAGAAUUUGAAGUAAGCAAAAGCCCAAUUUUUGAGCGGUUUCAAAAAAGAAAAAAUGAGGUGUAAAAUUAUGUCACUUUAAUAUAUUUGUAUAUUGUAACAAGAGCACUAUCAAUUCUUCAUUGUGCUAGGUAAAUCGGGUUGCUGAAUAUUUCUAAAACUCCUGAAGACAGUAACUGCAAAGACGCGAAAAUCACGCGAUUUUUUCCAUACGAUGUAUAGACUUAUUUUUGUAUAAUAUUUUCAAUUUUUUUUUUGUUUUUUUAAUUAAUUAUACUGAAUACUGACGUGAUCGUUGAUAUAAAUUUUGUAUUCAAAAACGUUUGCCAGCUGAUAUGUAAAUCAUGUAAACAACUCGGAUUCACUUUCAGUUUUACACUGAAAUGCCCCUUGAAUUUAUAUUAUUUAUACUUGAAAUAUAAAGAAAAUUAGAAUCUUUUCCACUCUGUAUUAGAGAAAUGAUUUAUAAGCUUUUGUAAUACAAUUGGUAGAUUUAUUUAUUUUUCUAUCAACUGUCCGAAAGAGUGUUUUCCUCAGUG